UUAGGACUGCAAAUUAUCUCAGCAUCCGCCAUGGAAAACCUUCUUAUCUACCGUAUACACACCCGACCAAAUAUAUCGGGGCUGUAUUCUCAGUUUUUUGUAGAUGUUCAAGGAGAUGACGGUAAUGUUUAUCGUGGAUACGUUUACGGCGCUGUUGAAAAUGGUCUGUUAGUAAGAAUCGGCUCGAUACAGAAAGAACAGCUGGUUCCUUUUGAACGAAUUCGGCUAAUCGACAGGAAGAGCGCUGACCCUUUUGGUGAUUGCGGGGACGACAGCAUUUGCCCAGAAGUUGACGUGCUAAUUAGCACCUGUUCCAAGCAGCCAGAAUCGUGGCAGCCGGCUCGCAUGAAUAACUGGAAGGAAUUCGAUAACCGGUAUCAUCUCGUGAAUCUGGAUGUUUUUCUGUCGGACGGUGUCACCGCACGCUAUGCUGUCAUCCAUAGAAUGUACAGUGAGGAGAUGCAGUUACUCCGCAAACGUAAUAAUCUUGGCCCCACCGUUACCGACAAAAUGUAUCGCAACUUCACAAUCCCGGCAUCCACAUCAUCGUUUUGGGAUACCCGCGCACGCCUGGCUCACUGGAAGAUGGCCCACACGGAAACAGGAUUUCGUAGUUUCUGGCUGUUACAAACGGGAACAAUGAUUGUGGAUUUCCAUGAUAAUGAAGUGGAAGUUUUUGCUUUGACGUGCCAGGUUCCAGUUUUUACGGAACUGGUAGAACAGGGCACUAUUUUCACGGAUGCGAUGACAUUUCUAGAAUCUUGCGAUGAGAAACUGAAUAACCAACUGUCUGAAUUAAUGCAGGACUUGGUUGUUGCUGUUAUGGAGCAAUCAGACAGAAAGCAGGAUGACUUGCGCAUUUAUGACUUGCCUUUGGAUGUACACCUGACCGUAUGCUCACAUUUGGAUGUCUAUAACCAAGGGUCACUUAAGAGGGUGUCCAGUUUUUUCCAUAAAAUUCUAACUUCUCCUGUGAUCCAGUCCAGUGUGAUCCUACCUCGGAAUUCUAAUUGCGUCGCUGCUAUGCUGGAAUCACUGCAGUUGACGACAGUUAUUAUAUCGCUCGCCCAACUGGUAGCUCGAUCAGUCACUAAGAUCAUCAAAGUGGUUUAUUUAACCGGAAACUGGCGGAAUUGUCUGCUGUUCCUUACUGAUUUGCUGGCCAUGGUUGAGAUAAAACCUGACUGGCUGAUUAUUGCCAAUAACCGAAAGCUACAGUUCAACGAUUUUUUUCAAUUUCCCAAAGGAGGAUUCAGUCACAUAAUUGUCACACCGGACGAUGCUCCGACACUUGCCGGGCGGAACAUAUUACCUGCUCCGGUUUAUGGCAAUAUGUGUCACAAUCUUUUACUGAAGAACUGCUCCUUCAACAGCCAUAAAUCUAUUUGCUUUGGAACAGGUAUACAGAAUCAUUUUGUUAGCUGGCCGUUAGAAUUGCGGUGCUGUACGGAUCCGUUUAUCAUCCGGGUUCCUUGUUGGCAUUUCACUUUUUCCCGUUCAACGGAAAAUUUUGCUACUGCAAUCGAAGCCAUGCUUAUCGAAUUUUGCGAACCUUUGAACGAAGAAAAAAUGAAAUGCCUCUCCGGUUGGUUGGGCUCCCUAUGUGCCGAGGACGAAAAGUUUUUUUGGCCGUUUGUUAUCCUAUCAUUUGGAAUGUGGAAUGUAGACCCACCGGAAGAUGUAGAGCAUCUUCGGCAAAUGGUUUCCGGGACAAUUUCCCGACGGAGUUUACUAUUGCUUACUAUUGCGCUUAUGGUACCUGUAUGACUCCUGCAGAAUGCUAAGUUUACGUGAUUCUUGUCCUUCUAAUUUACUCCCCUGUUUCUAACCGUUGUUAUGUCUUCUGAGCAGCUUCUGUUUUUUGUUACGAGUUUCGUUUUGUUCGGUUUAAUUCCCUAACCUUUAAAUAAAGCUACAACAUCAAAAUGCUUGUUAAAAACAUGACAAUUUUAGCUCGACGUUUUGCGCUUC
This is a messenger RNA of Paramacrobiotus metropolitanus, 1971 nucleotides long. RefSeq lists its product as uncharacterized. Lineage: Eukaryota; Metazoa; Tardigrada; Eutardigrada; Parachela; Macrobiotidae. The coding region runs from base 31 to 1767 and encodes 578 amino acids. The record is from RefSeq and is a predicted model, not a curated record. Gene Ontology annotation, molecular function: protein binding. The transcript has 4 exons.